Bemisia tabaci is the source of this 2501-nucleotide messenger RNA. The record is from RefSeq and is a predicted model, not a curated record. NCBI's taxonomy places the organism in Eukaryota, Metazoa, Arthropoda, Insecta, Hemiptera, Aleyrodidae.
CGCGCCGCCACUGAAGCGACUGUGCCCCAGCCGCACGUUCGAGUCCUGCCCGCCUGCAGUUGGAACUUCGAGCUUGCAGCUUUGGGCUUUGAACUUGACGGCCCAAGCUAUGGAUCAUCGCGCCCUCUUCAUAUGGAGCUGCGCCCUCCUCCUGGUCCUUUUCCUGGCCGUUGACGCCGCCGUGGCGCCCAGUGGCAAAGGCGCAAAGUACCUUUGCGAAUGCUACCUCAGACAGUUGAAGAAGAGCACCGAUUUAACAUGGACGCCCGGGAGAAAUUUUCACGAAAAUACAACGGACGGCGAUAUGAGGAAGUUGUAUGGCUACUCGAAAAAUCUGAUGAACGCCCGAACUGUGGGUAAAAAGGACUCAGAACCGGCAAAAAUAUUCGGCAAGAAAACUGAAGAUAAACUCUACCCAGAAAAUUUCGAUUCCAGGGAUCACUGGCCGGCCUGCAACUCUACUAUUUCUACUAUAUUUGACACUGGUUUCUGCGCCUCUCAUUGGGCUGCCUCAGUGGUGCAAGCUAUUUCGGACAGAAUUUGCAUUCAUUCAGGCGGGAAGAAGAAGAAUCUGAAGUUGUCUCCGUUGCACCCUCUCCAGUGCUGCAAAACAUGCGGAUCCGGAUGCAAAGGAGGUUAUCCUUUCCAGGCGUGGAAAUUCAUCGAGAAGUCUGGUAUCAUGACCGGUGGGGACUAUGGUUCUUCGGACGGCUGCAAGCCAUACCCGAUUCAAUCUCCCUGUGACUACAGCACCUACCCAAACAGCUGCAUUUUGAAGAAAACCCCUGUUCUCACGUGCCCCAACCCAGACAAACACUGCAGCACCAAAGAAACCAAACCACACAUCUACAACAUUGAUCUGGUGAGGACGAUCCCGAACUCAGACCAAUUUACUCAAGCCUGGACUGCAGAUUUCAUCAAGCAAGAAAUCAUCUCCAAUGGCCCCGUCACGGCCACAAUGCGUCUCUUCUCUGAUUUCUUCAGCUAUAAAAAAGGAAUUUACUCACCAACGAAAGAUGCGAGGAAGUUGGAUGACGUCACAUUGAAAGUCAUCGGCUGGGGUAGAGACAGGCAAAAGAAAAUCGAUUACUGGCUGGGAGUCAUGCCCUGGGGCAAUAAGUUCGGAGAUGGUGGAUUCGUAAAAAUCAGGCAGGGUGUUUCACAGCUACAAAUUGAUCGUCGUAUGCAUGCUGGAGUGCCCCAACUGCAUUGUAAGUUUCCGUUUGACGUCAUCACUGAAAGAUCGUUUUCCUGUGUCCGUAAGUCACACUAUGAAUCUCAUAUAUGUGUGUAUGUAUUCCUCGAUUUUUUUUUCGGCGCAUUUCCUCUCCCUAAAUCUCGCAAGUUUCACCGGGGUAAAGUUCUUUCUCCAUCCAAAAUGCACGGCUCACUUUUAGUGCUCGGUUUGGUGCUAGCUGCAGCUCUUAGUCUGUGCACUUGUGAAUCUCCCCGCGUGACGAAUAAAUCGGGUAUCUCACUGCCGGCGACACUCCCAAUCGACAAGGAUGCUUUCAACCGCAUGGAAACGUUCUCUCAUGAAUGGCGACAGUUCCAAGCGUUUGUGCAUAAUCACGGAAAGAAGUACAGCUCUCUCAAAGAGGAAGAAGACAGGUUUAAGGUCUUCAAGGAAAACCUAAAGACCAUUGAGCGUCUAAACGCAGAGGAAAAGGGAACCGCUUUCUAUGGGGUGAACGACAUGGCCGAUUGGUCCAAAGAAGAGUUUUUGGCCAAAAGGGCCAAUCUGAAACCAACAGAUCCCGCGGUAUUAAAGAAUAUUACGAAAAAGGUGAACCUCUCAGCCGACGGCGACGACGCUACGAUCGCGAUCCCAGCGGACUUCGACUGGGUGUCGAGCCUUUCAGUGACACCGGUAAAGGACCAGAAAUCCUGCGGCGCCAACUGGGCUUUUGCCAUCGUUGGUAACAUCGAGAACGUGGCAGCUAUUAAGAGCGGAGCCCUGCGGGACCUCUCCGUCCAACAAAUAAUCGACUGCGCCAAUCAGACCGUCUGUGGACCCGGAAAUCUGAUCACCGGCUACCAAACGGCCCUUACCACCGGCCUUGUUCUGGAGUCCGACUACCCUUUCGUCGGUAACGACUCCGCCUGCAAAUUCUCCCCUAAAGAGGUUGCUGUGAGACUAAAAGAGUUCAACGUAUACAAGGCAUCGGAAGAUGAGAUGGCGCAGUUCAUCGCUAUCAAGGGAUCAACAGUGAACGCUAUCAAUGCCGAGCGGCUGCAGUUCUACAUCUCGGGUGUAAUCUCGCCGGCCGAAGGGACGUGCGACUCGACUAAAACCGAUCACGCGGUGUUGGUUGUCGGCUACGGAAGGGAUCCCAAGAGCGGACUCGAUUUCUGGUCCCUCAAAAACAGCUGGGGCAAAAGCUGGGGGGAACACGGAUACGCAAAAGUGGCCAGAGGCAAGAACACUUGCGGAAUCGCUAGUUAUUUUGCUUCCGCCAUUGUCGAAUAGGACGUUAUUAAGUAUAGUUACGAAAAUCAAA